This is a messenger RNA of Pseudoliparis swirei, 1484 nucleotides long. It is a transcript of the gene pdgfrl, whose product is annotated as platelet-derived growth factor receptor-like. The transcript has 7 exons. The record is from RefSeq and is a predicted model, not a curated record. Bases 266 to 1366 code for a protein of 366 amino acids. NCBI's taxonomy places the organism in Eukaryota, Metazoa, Chordata, Actinopteri, Perciformes, Liparidae.
GUUGCGAAACCUGAAAGUUGUCAUAAAUCAAAGAAUCGAUUCAUUUCUUGAUGUGGAUGGCGCCCCCUUGUGGUCGUUUAUGGACACGUUCUGGGUCAGUCCUCAGGUACUCGGAUCUUUUACUCCAAUGUGAAAAUACUCUACCACAAAAGAUGGAGCUGGAGAUCUAGACGGGGCAGCCGGAGCCUGCAGAGUUCCUACCGAGCACAAGAGAACAAAAAAAACCAACCUCCCCGACUGUCUCCGACCCGGCAGAACACGCAGCAUGAAGCUCUGGCUCGGGCUUUGCCUGGCUCUGCUCUGGGUGGAGCUCCAACACGGGGCCUGCCAACAGGUCAAGCGGAGGAAGGACGCAGGAGAGAACCGCAUCCGCCUGGGGGGGAAGCGGGCGAAGCUGCGACCGGCCAAACCAAAACAUGGCGGCGGGAAAAGUCAGAACCUGCUGACCCAAGUUCUGGACAAGGGCCGCUUCCUGCGCCUGGGCCCGGUCACCACGCUGGCCCCCGGGAGGAGCAUGAAGCUGCGCUGCAAGGGCAAUUCCAUCGGCUGGUCAUACCCGUCCUCCCUGGACACCUUCAACGACUCGCGCCUCAGCGUCAAGCCCAGUGACAAGUACGGCCAGCUGGUGCUGACGUCGCCCUCUGCUGCCGACACGGGGCGCUACAGCUGCUGGGUGGUCGUGUGCGACGGCUCGGAGUGCGAGAGAGACCACGAGCGCACCUACGUCUCCUACGUCUACUUCACAGACAAAGACAACCUCUUCGUUCCGUCCGCCAUCCACGUCGAGAUCGUGUACCUGCGCCCGGACCGGCCCGCCGUGGUGCCGUGCCGCGUGACCGACCCGCGGGCCGAGGUGUCCCUGCACAGGGAGGCGCCCCCGGAGGAGAUCCCAGCCAACGGGACGCAGGUGACCUACGACCCCACCAGGGGGUUCGUGCUGCAGAAGCCGAGGCCGGAGCACCAGGGGGUCUUCUACUGCAAGGCCGUGCUCAAGGGCACCCCUCAGAUCUCCACCAAGUACCAGCUGCUCUACGUGGAGGUUCCGCGCGGGCCGCCGUUAGCGGGCCUGGAAGCGUCUCCGGAGUCGGUGCGCCGAGGCGACGACGUCAACGUGACCUGCAGCGUGUUGGGGGAGCCGGAGGCGGACGUGAGCUUCACCUGGACGUAUCCUGGUCAGGGCCGCCGCCCGGCUCACACACACACCUCCUGGAGGCUGGUCAACAGAGGGCUGAGCCACACCACGCGGCUCUCCCAGAGCGUCCUGACUCUAGAAGACAUGGAGACCAUCGACUUCGGGAACUACGUCUGCAAAGCCAAGAACCAGGAGGGCGAGACCAUCGUGACGACCGACAUCGUGUCCCGCUAGCAGCCGGGAUGGAACCGCAACACGGAGAACCGACGUGUGUGUGUGUGUAUAUACUUAAUGGGUGUAUUUUUAGAUUGCAGCUCGCGAUGACGUAAUAAAGGAUUUGCUACAGCUUUCA